Varanus komodoensis (Komodo dragon) is the source of this 5979-nucleotide messenger RNA. RefSeq names its product IgGFc-binding protein-like. NCBI's taxonomy places the organism in Eukaryota, Metazoa, Chordata, Lepidosauria, Squamata, Varanidae. Bases 328 to 4857 code for a protein of 1509 amino acids. The transcript has 13 exons. The record is from RefSeq and is a predicted model, not a curated record. Gene Ontology annotation, molecular function: protein binding.
GCCGUUCUCAGGGGGCAGGUGUUUACUCAGCUUCUUCCAGUAACUCCAGCCAUUCUGGGGCUCUUGCAUUUGCUGCCAAUACACAGUCCCAAUACACAGUGGACUGUGAUCGCUUCCUGGCCCAUUCUGAGGAAUGAGGUCUUCAUUAUUUGACCCUAUAAAAGGGAAGUAAGUGGCAGAGAGAGAAAGACAAAGGGAGAGGACAACUCUGCUUUCUGCUCUCUCUCCUUCAUCCAAGCAGGAGAAGACUCUUAAACACCAAAGGGACGCUAUUCAUGCCUGCUUGCAAGAGGGAGUGCUUCUGGGCUACCUGAAAGAGCCAUUGCCAUGAUGAAGAACCUGCUCCUUCUGGCUGGGUUAAUGCUACUGAGUUCUCAGGGCAGAGCAGCAUUGCAAGGAAAACAAUUCAUCACGGGCUUCAUGGAGAAUUUUGAGACAAGAUCACCCUCCGAAACAAGUCUGAAGCUGCUCCUCACUGGUUACCAUAACUCUACCCUGGUAACGGUAACAAAGGUCAGAGCCUCCACCCGGAAAAUGGUUUCUGUCCGAGAAGGUGAAGUGCUGGCUGUGCCGGUUCCAGUGACAGCUGAGAUGCAAGGCAGCAAAACAUUUGAUGACUCUAUAUUGAUCCAGGCUGACCAUGACAUUUCUGUUGUCUCAGUGAACAGGAAGUUAUAUUCCAUUGCAAGCAUGACCGUCUACCCCGUCCAUGCUCUUGGCACACUGUAUUAUAUCGUAACCCCACUUGGCACAAGGAGAACGAACUACUUAAAAGAAUUUGCAGUCAUAGCCUGGAAGAAUACAGCAACAGUUGAAGUUUUUCUGACUGGGAAUGUGAUCUUCAAGGGAAGGUCCUAUGCAUCAGGGAGCAAACUCACUGUUAUCCUUGCUGCUUUCCAAGCAGUCCAGCUGCAAAGCUCAGAUGACCUGUCUGGCACCAAGAUUCAGGCAUCAGAACCAGUGGCAGUCUUGACUGGGCACGCUUGCGUCCAGCAGAAUUAUUAUUGUGACCAUGUUGCCGAACAGCUCCUGCCUGUCUCCAACUGGGGCACCACCUUCCUUGUUCCCCCCAUCUCUGUGCAAAGAAAUCCUGAUCUUGUGUAUGUGAUUGCUUCUGAAAGCACUCGCAUUCAUUACCAGUCAGGGCUACUGAAAAGCUUCCAGGACAUGGUUGCUGGGGAAGUCAGCCAGUUUGAGGUCCAGUACCCUGAGGCAUUUUAUAUCUCUGCCAAUGAGGCGAUUCAGGUCCUUUUGUUCUUCACUGGUGUCAAGAUAGGGGACAUUGGCUAUGACCCAUUCCUCAUCAACAUUCCCCCGAUAACAAGCUAUGGCCUAUCCUACUACAUUGAUGGAAUGGAAAAGUUUGAUAACAACGUUGCCAUUAUAGCAAAGAGCUCUGAAGUCAGUCGUAUUACCAGGGACAAAUCAACAAUCAGAGGCUUUCAGUGGAGAGAGAUCCCUGGUUCGCAGUACUCAUGGGCCGAAUAUACGUGGGAUGGGACAACUGGAACCAGCUCCCUUAAGCAUCCUGACACAAACUUUGGUGUCUUGGUCUUUGGCAGCCGAAACUAUGAGGGCUAUGGCUUUGCCCCAGCACCUUUUGGCUCAUUUGAUCCUGCCCCGACCACAAGCCCAAUCAAGCUGCUCUGCCCUGAGAACAGCCACUAUGAGUCCUGUGGAAGUGCGUGCCCAGCUACUUGCGCUGACCGAUUGGCCCCUGCCAGGUGCACCACAUCCUGUGUAGAAACCUGCCAGUGUGAUGAUGGCUACGUCCUCAGUGACGAGAGGUGUGUCCCAGAGGAGAGCUGCAGCUGCACUUACAACGGCCUGACCUACAAGGCAGGGGAGGAGUUCUGGGCCGAUGAGGCCUGCCAUACUCACUGCAAGUGUGAUCCCAAGUCAGGACGGACUUUAUGCCUCAGGUCCUCCUGCAAGGACAAUAAGAAAUGUGUCAUGGUCAAUGGAGUCCGGGGUUGUCAUGUGGUCAGCUACACCACCUGCACAGCCUUUGGGGAGCCACACUAUACCACUUUUGAUGGAAAGAAAUAUGAUUUCAUGGGAACCUGUGUUUAUCAGAUGGUGGGGCUCUGCACUGAGCACCCCAGCCUCACUCCGUUUUUGGUCUCUGUGGAGAACAACAACCGAGGCAGUAAGGCAGUGUCCUACACCAAGGUGGUGACUCUGGAGGUCUACAACAUGACCAUCAGCCUGAGCCAGGAGUACCCAAAGAAGAUCCAGGUCAAUGGAAUCUCUACAGAUCUGCCAUUCUACUAUGAAAAUAAAUUGAAAGCUGGCAUCAUUGGAGUUUAUGGCUUCAUUAAGACAGACUUCGAUGUGAGAGUCAGUUUUGACUGGCACAGUCAUGCCCGGGUCACAGUUCCGGACAUUUAUGCUGAUUCUGUGUGUGGACUCUGUGGCAACGCCAACCACGACUCCAGUGAUGACUUUGAGACACGGGAUGGUGGUCCAGCAACAGAUAUAGUACAGUUUGCAAAUAGCUGGAAGCUGAGGGAGGUCCCAGGUUGCUCAGCAGGAUGUGGCAACAAUUGCCCAGUGUGCAGUCCAGUAGAUGAGCUCAUGUACAAAGGUGCAGGUUACUGCGGGAUUCUCAUCCAAAAGAAUGGGCCAUUCAGGCAAUGCCAUGCAGUCAUUGACCCAACAUACUACUUUGAUGACUGUGUCUUUGAUACUUGCUUGAACAGGGGUCACCGGGACAACCUCUGUAAAGCCAUCGGUGCCUAUGUGACGGACUGCCAGGCUCAGGGCAUCCAGAUUGGGGAGUGGAGACUAUCCACAUUUUGCACUUUUCCUUGUCCCCUUAAUUCCCACUAUGAAAUCUGUGGAAGUGGCUGCCCCGCUACCUGUAAUCAGCUUUCGGCAUCAGAAACGUGUGAGAGUCCCUGUGUGGAAGGCUGUUUCUGUGACUCCGGAUUCAUCCGCAGUGGGGAUGAGUGUGUCCUUCUUACUGAGUGCGGCUGCAUGCAUGAGGGCAGAUACUACAAGAAGGGAGAGGAGUUCAUUCCCACCUCCUCUUGCCAGGAGACAUGCCAAUGCACUGACAUUGGCGCCAUCAAGUGCCAGCAGUUCUCCUGCGGACCACAUGAGGAGUGCAAGGUGCAGAAUGGCAUCCAGGCCUGCUACCCUCUGGGAUAUGGAACAGCUGAAACAUUCGGCAAUCUCCAUUAUAUUUCCUUUGAUGGACGGAGUUUUGACUUCCGUGGCUCUGGCAUGUACACCUUUGUCAAUGUAUCUAGCAAGGAUACCCAGGGGAUGAGGUUCUCUGUGCUGGUGGAAUAUGAGAAGCAGGAUGAUGGCAUCAUUCUACUGAAGUCUGUUGUGGUCUACAUUAAUGGACAUACAGUUGUCAUGCACAGAGGAAUGAAAGGGAAAGUUAUGCUGGAUGGAGAAUUUUACUAUUUGCCACUCAACAGCAAUGAUAGGAAAUCAUCCACAGCGGAGAAAUUUUCUGGUUUCCAGAUCAUCCAAGAAGGAUCAGGAAUAACUAUGAGCUUACUUUCUGGUCUGACUAUCUUUUAUGAUACCACCUCAUAUCUCAGAAUAACUCUUCCCCUUGGUCUUGAGGAACAAGUGAAUGGUCUUGGUGGCAACUUCAAUAAUGACAUCAGUGAUGAUUUCAUGAUGCCCAAUGGAACUUUGACCGAAAAUGUGAAAGAGUUUGGAGCCUCAUGGAAUGUCCCUGUUGCUGGAGUCAGUUGUGCUGAUGGAUGUGUUGAGGAACUCCCUGAAUAUAAUGCAGACCAGGCAAUAAUAUAUGGGGACAAGACUUCCUGUGGAAUGAUUAAGUCUGAGGCAGGCCCAUUCAGUGACUGUCACUCAUUGGUCAGCCCUGCUGUGUACUUUGAGAACUGUCUGUAUGAUAUGUAUGCAGCCAAGGGGGCACAAGAUUCCAUCUGCCAGAGCCUUCAAGCCUAUGUAGCCGCGUGCCAAGCAGCUGAAGCAAAGAUAAUGCAUUGGAGAACAGCCUCAUUCUGUCCCCUCACCUGCCCAGCUAACAGCCACUACGAGCCAUGCGCCAAACUUUGUGACUUCACCUGUGCCAGUUUGUACACUCCGGUCCAUUGCAGAAAGAAUUGCUUUGAGGGCUGCCAGUGCAAUGAUGGCUACAUGUUUGACGGAGAUGUCUGUGUGCCGAUAGACAAAUGUGGCUGCGUGCGGGAUGGUGUCUACAUUGCGGCUGGAAACAGCGUCCUUUCAAGGAACUGCACAGAGCAAUGCACCUGUAGGGCUUCCAACCAAGUCACCUGUGAGGAGACCAGCUGCCAGGACAACGAGAUCUGUGGGCUUAGGAAUGGAGUGCGCAACUGUGAGCGCAAGGAAGGAGAGUGCAAACUCUCAGCAGAGGGCCAGCUCACUUCCUUUGACGGUGCCUCAGGAAAGUACCUCUGCAGUGGAGUUUAUGACAUUGCCUCCGUAUGCGAUGAAAAUGCCGCCAGCUGGUUCAGGGUGGCAGUGAGCAUUGGACAGGAUUGUGACGAUGAGCUGGCAGCUGGGAAAGCCGUAUAUGUUUAUUUCCGGGAAGCCUCCAUCACUGUGAAAAAGAAUAAUAAGAUAUGGAUAAAUGGACUCUCAGUAAAGCUACCACAGAAAGUCUCCAAAGCUGUGUCUGUGAGAAAGGUCGUGGAUGGAAUCCUGAUUGACCAGGCCUCUGAGAUGCAGGUCCACAUUCGUCCUGAUGGGCAGGUGACAGUGAAAGUCCAGGUGGCCCUUGCAGGGAAACUCUGUGCCCCAUGUGGAAACUUCAAUGGGGAUCAUUCGGAUGACCUGAAGCUACCCAGUGGGAAGUCUGUGAAGAAUACUGCUGAGGUCCUUCUUGCUUGGAAGGCCAAGGACUUCUAACAUGAUGACCUCUAAAACCACAGCAGCUGCAAACCCUUCGCUGCCCACUGUCCUCCCCAGGCAAGGCAUCUACCUUCUAUCCCCAAUCACAAAGGAUUGUACAGAAGCAGAUUCCAGGACCUUUGCUUUGUUCUGCAAGUGAGAAGGAUCUUGGAAUUGUUGUAGGUCACAAGCUGAACAUGAUUCAACAAUGUGAUGUGGCUGCAAAAAGGGCAAAUGCUAUUUUAGACCACACUAAUAGAACCAUCUCUUCCAAAUCCUGUGAAAUCCUAGUUCCCCUUUAUUCAGCACUGGUUAGGCCUCAUCUGGAGUACUGCAUCCAGUUCUGGGCACCACAGUUUAAGAAAAAUGCAGACAAGCUGAAAAAGGUUCAGAGGGCAACAAGGAUGAUCCAGGGACUGGAAAUAGGGCCUUGUGAUGAGAGAGAGAAAGAACUGGGCAUGCUUAUCUACAAGAAUAGAGGCUAAGGGGAGAUGUGAUAGCACCUUGCAAGUACUUCACACAAAGGAAGUGCAGGAUCUGUUCUUGAUCAUCCCAGAGUGCAGAGCAUGGAAUAAUGGGCUUAAGCCACAGGAAAUCAGAUUCUGACUAGAUUUCAGGGAAAAUCUCCCGCCUUUUAGAGUAGUACAACAAUGACCUAGGGAAGCUGCUGGCUCUCCCACACCAGAGGCAUUCACGAUGCAACUGGACAGACAUCUGAGAGGGAUGGUUUAACUUGGUGUCCUGCAAGGAGCAGGGGGUUAGAGCUGGUGGCCUUCUGGCCCCUUCCAUUCCAAUGUUCUGUGAUUUUAUAAUUCAAAAUUCUCCAAUUGCUUACCAAAGAGCUGCCAAGUUGAACUGAUGCUUUGUCCCAAGCCUGCAUCGUUUUGGAACAUUUAGGUGAUAUCACGCCCAGUAGCAUCUUUCUGAACAUGCAGAUUGAAGGAUGAAUGUCACAGCCAAGAAAAAGAAGUCAGAGAGCCUGAAGCCAUCUGCUAACUGCACAGAGGCCUAUCCAUGUGCCAUGCCAUCCAGAAGUCCCCAGGAAUUUCACUUGCUGCGCUUCAUUUUCAGCAAAAAUGACUCACUACUGCUAAUGUCCCUGUCAAGCAAUGGAAGUAAUAAAAUUAAAGCUAGCUGUCA